Messenger RNA from Cyprinodon variegatus (sheepshead minnow), 1186 nucleotides. RefSeq names its product putative golgin subfamily A member 6-like protein 6. The transcript is spliced from 3 exons. Lineage: Eukaryota; Metazoa; Chordata; Actinopteri; Cyprinodontiformes; Cyprinodontidae. The coding region runs from base 1 to 1149 and encodes 382 amino acids. The record is from RefSeq and is a predicted model, not a curated record.
AUGGGCAUCACCAUUAAACUAACUAAUGACACCCCAUACACCUGGUACUUCUCAUAUGAAAAAGAUGGGAAUGGGAGGAGACUCGGGGCAAAUCGUACAGUGACUGGUACGUGGCCUUUAGGAUUUUCCUUGUUAAAGUACCCCUUCCGACUGUUUGAUGCUGUCUUGGAUAAAGGGAUCUACCUAAGCUAUGGAAACCACUCCAGCUGGGACCUCCGGUCUGAAAAUCGCAUUGAUGAUUUUACUAUAAGAGAGAGUGAUGAUCGGGAAGACUUUGAACUGGUCAACAGUUCUGAUGAGGUAGUCGACCGCUGUCCCAAUUAUGCAAGAAUUGCAGAAGAGAAACGAGAGAGAGAAGAACGCGAAAGACAGAAACGAGAAGACCAGCUCAGGAAGAAGGAAGAGGAGGAGAAGCGCCAGGCAGAGCUGGAGAGAAAGCUACAGGAAGAGGCAAAAAGAAGACAAGAACAGUUACGAGAAUGGGAGAAACAACAACGUGAGAGACAAGAACAAGAAUGGAGAGAACAGGAGAGACUAGAACAAGAACGACGAGAACGUGAGAGACAAGAACGAGAAUGGCGAGAACAGGAGAGACUAGAACGAGAACGGCGAGAACGUAAGAGACAAGAACGAGAAUGGAGAGAACAGGAGAGACUAGAACAAGAACGGCGGGAACGUAAGAGACAAGAACGAGAAUGGAGAGAACAGGAGAGACUAGAACGAGAACGACAAGAACGUAAGAGACAAGAACGAGAAUGGCGAGAACAGGAGAGACUAGAACGAGAACGACAAGAACGUAAGAGACAAGAACGAGAAUUGCGAGAACAACGAGAACUUGAACGAGAAUUGGAAAGACAAAGAAAGAAUUUGCAAAGAGAACUGCAGAAGAAAAGGCAAGAGGAGAGAAGACGCCAGGCAGAGCUUGAGCAAACCAGGAGAAUACAAGAGCUGAUUGAUUUGGAGAAUAAAGCCUCCAAGCAGAAAAUCAAAAAAGCUACUGAAAGACUUCAGGAAGACCAGCAAGUGAAAGAACAAGUACAGCAACAACAUCAGACUGAAGUUCUGCACCAGCUGUUGGAUGACCAUACAGCUCACAUUGAGAUGGAUGAGGUAAAGUUCCGCUUUGUUUUUUUGGGUUCAUCCACAUGAUAUAACAUUAAAUCGGAUUAAUUCUAGCAGAAUUUGA